AAGGGGUGGAUGGCAUCACGUGACCUAAAAGUUACAACAUGGCGGAUUUUCAGUGAACCAGAUUUGCGGAUCUCUCAUUGCACAGAAAACUUCGCUUCACGUCAACUUUACUCAAAUCAAGGACAGACUAAAGACUUCAAGUCGAUUAAGACCACAGGAGGACCUAAUUUAGGAGGUCAAGAUGCAUUUUUCGAUCCCGGAUACGGCGGAAUGUAGCGACGAAGGAGGCGCUUACACUGCCUUCAACAUCCAUGUGAAUGGUGUGGCCCACUGUUCAGUCCGCUACAGUCAACUGCACCACUUCAACGAACAGAUGAAGAAAGAGUUUGGACAGGCCAACCUGCCCCCCUUCCCUCCCAAGAAGCUCCCCCUGUUCACUCUGACCCCCCAGCAGAUAGAGGAGAGGAGAGAACAGCUGGAGAGGUACAUACAGAUAGUGAGCCAAGAUCCAGAGAUCAUUGGCAGUGAUGUCUUUAACAGCUUCUUAAAUCAAGCUCAACAGGAGACACAGAAGGCGGAGCCAGAGUCUGUAGAGCUGGAUGUUUUCUUAAUGAACGGCCACAAGAUCUCAGUCAGUAUCAUGUCUACAGACCAAACAGACGAUGUCUUGGAGACGGUUGCCUCCCAGAUUGAGCUCUCAGAUGACUUUGUCUACUACUUUGCCCUCUUCCUGGUGAAGAAGGAAAAAGAUGGCGGGAAUUCAAUUGUAAGGAAGCUACAGGAGUUUGAGUCCCCCUACAUAUCACUUAAGACAGCUGAGACUGAAGCCAAACACAGAAUAGUCCUUAGGAAAAACUUUUGGGAACCCAGCAUGGACAACGAUCUCCUUGACGACAGGAUAGCGAUGAACCUGCUGUAUGUGCAGGCGGUGAACGAUAUUGAGCGAGGAUGGGUGUUCGCCGCGAAGGACGUCCACAAACAACUUGCCGCGCUCCAGGCCAAAGGUUCCAAGAAAGAGUACCUAAAACUUGCCAGAACACAGAAGUCGUACGGUUUCAUCCAGUUCAAGCCGUGCGUCACGGACUUUCCACAGCCGAACUGCCCAGUCAUCGUCAGCGCGGGAAACCGCGAGUUGAACUUCCGCAUCAAGGUCGCCAACAACCAGGUCAAGGAGGGCAUCUUCAAGGUCACACGGAUGAGGUGUUGGAGGAUAACAACGCAGAUUCCAGAAACUAACGGUGCCAAUGCUCACGGAGACAGCAAGGACCUAAAACCCAGGCUGGAGGUGGCAUUUGAGUACUUGGUCGCAAAGGACAAACUGCAAUGGAUCACUAUUGAGUCUGACCAGGCCAUCCUCAUCAGCAUGUGCUUACAGGGGAUGGUGGAUGAACUCAUCAUGAAGAAGCAAGGAGGAAGAAUUAAGAGGCCACAGGACAGGGUGAAGCGCAGCCAGAGUAGACAGUUCCUGAGGAAGGAUGGGAAGACUGCCCUCCCCAAGUCCAUCUCUGCCCCAGGGCAUCUUGGGACGCCGGACACCAACGGAGACGAGAGCGUCAGCGCGGCGCAGAGGGCGAAGGACUCUGUUCGCAGGAUAUCGGACAAGUUCUCAUCUGUGACCCUGAAAACGAGUAGUCGGAACACGCGAGGGCCGGCGGCGCUUGUGGAAAACGAUGUUUUCGAGGAUUCCUAUAUCGGAGACGAUGACCUGUGAUGCAUAUACAAGGAAUAAACAAAUUUCUUCCAAAUUUUGUAAAUUCCAACAGUUAAACAAGUUGUAAGGUAUUGCUUGUUUACCAUUAUCCGUGGGGUAACCCAUAUUAAACAAAAAGGUAUGUAGCAAUAUGAAGUCGAUAGAAAGUGCAAUAUUUUGAAAAAUUGCUUUUUGACUACUGUAAA
Branchiostoma floridae (Florida lancelet) is the source of this 1836-nucleotide messenger RNA. RefSeq names its product sorting nexin-17-like. Gene Ontology annotation, molecular function: phosphatidylinositol binding. The transcript is spliced from 13 exons. The record is from RefSeq and is a predicted model, not a curated record. Gene Ontology annotation, biological process: intracellular protein transport; signal transduction. NCBI's taxonomy places the organism in Eukaryota, Metazoa, Chordata, Leptocardii, Amphioxiformes, Branchiostomatidae. Gene Ontology annotation, cellular component: early endosome. Bases 182 to 1651 code for a protein of 489 amino acids.